This is a messenger RNA of Mangifera indica (mango), 2485 nucleotides long. RefSeq lists its product as uncharacterized. The transcript has 7 exons. NCBI's taxonomy places the organism in Eukaryota, Viridiplantae, Streptophyta, Magnoliopsida, Sapindales, Anacardiaceae. The record is from RefSeq and is a predicted model, not a curated record. Bases 113 to 2266 code for a protein of 717 amino acids.
UAAACAAAAAAAUUCGACCGUUAGCUCCUCUGCUUCUUUAACAAAAGAAAAAAACAGAGCUCUCUGUUAGUUUCCAACAUUAUAGAAGAGAAAAUCAAAAUCAACAGAAACAAUGACUACCGAUUACAUCUUCUCUGAAGAUGACAUGGUUGUUGACGAAGGAGUCGGGUAUCCGAAAUCCUACGCGAGGAUUUGUAGAGACCGUGGAGUUGGUUUGUACACCCACGGCCCUCCCUUUUGUUUCAGGCCUUACAGUUUGCAGCCAGAUGAGGCUUUGAGAGCUAAAGAAUUAGAAAAGAUGUUUCCAAUUAUUGAUCCAAAGGCUAAACCGACUAACAAGCCAAAGGUUUUCCUGAGUCUCUUAUGGAAACAGCUCAACCAUCUUGGGAAUGCUGGGUUUGAUCCUGCAGUGAUUCGAGUCGACCUGUAUGGAAAUGUGUUGUACUAUCAUGCUGAUUCUGCUUCUCCUCUUGCUUGGGACAUUGACCACUGGUUCCCUUGCUCAAGGGGAGGAUUGACAGUUCCAAGCAAUUUAAGAAUAAUACAGCGGCAAGUGUUCAAAAGAAAGCACCAUAAGCUUGAGUUUCUUGUACCGUGGUGGGACUUGCAACUGGGUAUAUCAAUAAACCAGUUUUUGUCAAUCUUUGCUUCUUCAAAUUCGGAUUUCAGGCAUAGGGCGUUUUCAUUCUUGUUCAAGGAAGGUGAAUAUGAAGAGAUAAAUGACUCACAGACUGUAGAGUCACACUGUUUUCCGCGCCAUUUUGUUGAAUCCAAAGAGAAAAUGGGCCUAGCUCCGGCAGCCAUUGUUCUAUCUCGAGGGGAGUCUCAUGAUUCUUCCAUAGCCUUAAAAUCAUUAGACUACAAUAGACAGAUGAGGUCACAGUCUCCUGCAAUUGCAGCAAGAAAAGGGAAACAUAUUGUCUCGAAAGAGAAUGAAAACCCGGACUAUGCAACAAAUCCAUAUCAGGCCAUUGUUGUGGCCAGGGAUUCUUUGAAACAAAGAGAAGAAAGUCAAAAGAUGCAAGCGGAAAUACAGAAAUUGAAUGAGGAAGUGAGUGAUAUGAGGAGAAGAAAUGAAGAAGAGAAGCUUACCAUUCAAGACUUGGAGUUUGAGCUGAUAAAAAGGAGAAGAAGAGCAGAAAAGUGCAGGCGCCUAGCAGAAGCACAAUCUUCAUACAGGACUAUGCUAGAGAAGAUGAUUCGAGAUGCAAUGCACCAGAGCGUUGUUUAUAAGGAACAAGUGAGGUUAAACCAAGCUGCAACAAAUGCGCUAAUGGCGAGGCUUGAAGCACAGAAAGCUAUCUGUGAUGCCUCAGAGAGAGAACUCCACAAGAAAUUCAAGCAACGCGAAGAGAUUGAGAAUCAGAUAAGGCCUGAGUGGGAGCAAGGCAGGAAGAGAUCAAGAAUGGAUGAUACCUUAUUUGAUGAGAAAGACAAUAGAACAUUACUUUAUCUACCUGGAAUCAGGCCAAGAACACCCUUACACAAAGAACUGAGGGUGUUUCUAGAGGAGGAACAGAAAGCAUCAGAGGCUGGAUUAAGCGAUGAACCAAACCUGGGGAAAAGUUAUUCUAGAGAAAAACUCAAAGAGCACGAUAAGUCCAUCGUUGCAUUUGAGGGUCACAACUCUAUUGAAGAUCAGCUGAAGAGGCUAGAAAUUGGGAAAGAUGAAGGACAUAAUUUGCAAUUCCCAGGUGUUAGCAAACCAGAAAUUGAGGAAGAUGAAGAAAGCAGAAAGCAGCGUGGGAAAGGGAAUGUGGAGAGGUGGCUCCAAAUGCUAUUAGAGAACACUCAAGAAGAGCAGGAGCCUGAAGAUGCAAACGAGGAAGAAACAAGCAGAACUGACAACAGAAUCAGAAAGCUAGACCAGAAGUAUCCACAGAAAGACAAAGAUAUACAAGUACCUGAGAAGGACGUUAGAAAGAAGAAAGAAGAAGAGAUCACUGAGAUAGAGCCUGCCACAGAACAAAGCAACACAACUGAAGCAGAAAAUGUGACCGAAGAAGUUGGAAGUAGCAAGAACUUUGAAGAGAAGGAAAAAAUACAGAAGCAACAAGUGAAGGAGAAACCGUUAGUGAGGUCUGAGAGUGCCAGGGGCUUCAGGAGAAUCCCAUCUUCUCCAUCUUUAAUCUUGAAAAAGGGAGUAGACUGCAUACGCAAGAAGCCCCUAGUUAUUGGCGAUGAUGAGGGUUAUGAGGAUAUUACUGCAGGCAACAAUUUCAUUGAGUCAUCCAUCAAGAAUAUAAAGAGAGCAGUGAAGAUAUAAGACUUCAAUUCUGUUAGUUCUAUACAUUUAAUUUGUAUUUAAAAAAUUGCUAUUUCUUCAUUUGUUAUAUGUGUGCGCUAAAAUGUUUUCAUUUAGCUACCUUGUGCUAAAUAAUUGAGUGAUUUGAGCAUGCAGUUGUCUUUAUGUGUGUAUAAAUUUGGCUGUGCCAGAUAUAAAAGCUUCUUGUUUUAUAAAUAGAAUCAGUUUCAGUUAAUUUCA